Neoarthrinium moseri is the source of this 1227-nucleotide messenger RNA. RefSeq lists its product as uncharacterized. Bases 1 to 1227 code for a protein of 408 amino acids. The record is from RefSeq and is a predicted model, not a curated record. The transcript has 2 exons. Gene Ontology annotation, molecular function: zinc ion binding; 5-methyltetrahydropteroyltriglutamate-homocysteine S-methyltransferase activity. Lineage: Eukaryota; Fungi; Ascomycota; Sordariomycetes; Amphisphaeriales; Apiosporaceae.
AUGGCUGCCCCGCUUCACAGUGCCCCGCCGUUCAGGGCUGAGCACAUGGGAUCGCUUCUGCGCCCAGAAAACCUUCUGGAAGUGCGUGCUACCAUCCGCGACAAGGGCGUCUCGGAGGACGAGGCUGGCCUGCCCGCCGUCGAGAAGGCUGCCGUCGGCGAUGUCGUCAAGCUGCAGCAGGAGCUGGGCCUCAAGGCUGUCAACAGCGGUGAAUUCAACCGCACCCGGUUCUGGGGUCACAUGUGGGAUGAGUUCGAGGGCACCAUCGCCCUCCAGGAGGCCGAGUCCUCCAUGUUCAGGCUGUACCACCCCGAUGUCGUGAGUCUGAUUGAGAAGGACCGCAAGGUCAUGCCCGGCGACUCGGUCAUUGCCGGGUCCAAGCUGUCGCACGACCCCAAGAAGUCGCUCUCCAACCUCCACGAGCUGCAGCUGGUCCAGGCCUUCGUCCCCAAGAGCGAAUGGGGCAACAUCAAGCUCACCAUGAUCACCCCGGCCUGGUUCCACAUGAGGUACAAGCAGGGCAAGGCCUACAGCCCCGAGGCCUACGCCAACGACGCCGAGUACUUCCAGGACGUCGCCAAGGUGUACCAGGCCGAGCUGGACAUGCUGUACAAGGCCGGCCUGCGCAACGUCCAGUUUGACGACCCCGGCAUGGCCUACUUCUGCUCGCAGGCCUUCCGCAAGGGCUGGGAGGAGGACAAGGACAACAUCGGCACCGUCGAGGACCUGCUCGACGCCUACAUCAAGCUCUACAACGACUCCAUCAGCAAGCUGCCCGCCGACUUCCACACCGGCAUCCACCUGUGCCGCGGCAACUUCAUUGGCGGCCGCCACUUUGCCGAGGGCGCCUACGACAUCAUCGCCAAGAAGCUGUUCGAGGACCUCAACGUCAACACCUUCUACCUCGAGUACGACACGGAGCGCGCCGGCGGCUUCGAGCCCCUCAAGUACCUGCCCAAGAACAAGAACGUCGUCAUCGGCGCCAUCAGCACUAAGCUCCGCGAGCUCGAGGACAAGGACGCCGUCAAGGAGCGCGUCCUCAAGGCCGCCGACUUCAUCGCCGAGGGCAGCAACCAGACGCGCGAGGAGGCGCUCAAGCGCGUCUGCAUCAGCCCCCAGUGCGGCUUCUCGACCCAUGAGAGCGGAUACCCGCUGACUCUGGAAAACCAGAAGGCCAAGCUGGCCUUGAUCAGGAAGAUUGCCGACGAGAUUUGGGGAGAGGCUUAA